Orcinus orca (killer whale) is the source of this 1290-nucleotide messenger RNA. It is a transcript of the gene RNF32, whose product is annotated as ring finger protein 32. The transcript has 9 exons. NCBI's taxonomy places the organism in Eukaryota, Metazoa, Chordata, Mammalia, Artiodactyla, Delphinidae. The record is from RefSeq and is a predicted model, not a curated record. Gene Ontology annotation, molecular function: protein binding. Bases 178 to 1290 code for a protein of 370 amino acids.
GUGACCGGAGCGGCGGCGGUUGCUAGGCAACGGCGAGCCGCAGAGGUGGAGAGCGUCGGCCGCGGUGUGUGUGCAGAGGGCGGGGUCGGUUCCGCUGCAGUAGAAGAAUCAAAGGACUGGGAUAUGAAAUGAUGAUAUAAUUUGAUAUAGCCAAGAAACCACUUCUCCUGGGUCAGCAUGUUAAAAAAUAAGGGUCAUUCAUCUAAACAGGAUAACUUAGCAGUCACUGCAGUGGCUUUACAAGAUCACAUGUUACGUGAUCUUCAACUUGGAAAUCUUUCAAUAGCAGAUCAUUCUAAGACAAAGGACAAAUGUACAAAUGUACAUUCUUGGACAGAGAACAGAUCCAAGUCUCUAAAAAGAAAUACAAAAGCAACAAUAGAUACUGGACUUAAAAAAACCACACAAGGCCCUAAAGCGGAAGAUCCAGAAAAAGAAUACGUUCUUGAUCCAAAACCACCACCACUAACUUUAGCACAGAAGUUGGGCCUCUUUGAGCCUCCCCCAUUGCCACUGUCAUCAGAUGAAUGGGAAAAAGUGAAGCAGAGAUCCAUCCUGCAAGGGGAGUCCAUGCAGCCGUGCCCAAUAUGCAAAGAAGAAUUCGAACUUCGCCCGCAGGUGCUGCUUUCGUGUUCCCAUGUGUUCCACAGGGCAUGCCUUCAGGCUUUUGAAAAGUUCGGAAAUAAAAAAACCUGUCCUCUCUGUAGAAAGAACCAGUAUCAAACCAGAGUGAUUCACGACGGGGCCCGACUCUUCAGAAUAAAGUGUGCGACCAGGAUCCAGGCCUUCUGGAGGGGACACGUGGUCAGGAAGUGGUACCGGGAGCUGAGGAGGACGGUGCCGCCCACGGAUGCCAAGUUGAGGAGAAAGUUCUUUGAAGCAAAGUUCACAGAAAUCAGCCACCGCCUGCUGUGCUCUUACCACACGGACAUAGACGAGCUCUUCUCAGAGAUCGACCGCUGCCUGGCCCUCAACCGCAGCGUGCUGCAGCAGCUGGAGUACACAUGUGGCCACGAGCUCACGGAAGAGGACUGGGGGAAGAUCCAGACACAGGUAGGCUGUGCCCAGGACAGGACUCCCCGAGCGCUCGUCUGCCUCAGCCCGCUCUCCGUGGGCAGCCAGGCUCACCCGGCGCCCUCGUCACGGCACACGGUCCUCCUGUCCUGCUCACACGUGUUUCACCACACGUGUCUCCUUGCUCUGGAGGAGUUCUCCUUGGGGGACAGUUCUCCCUUCCACGUGUGUCCUCUCUGCCGCUCUUGCUAUCCAAAGAAAAUCCUUGAAUGUUGA